This is a messenger RNA of Closterium sp. Naga37s-1, 1272 nucleotides long. The record is from the annotation of a GenBank genome assembly. NCBI's taxonomy places the organism in Eukaryota, Viridiplantae, Streptophyta, Zygnematophyceae, Desmidiales, Closteriaceae.
AUGCAGCUGGCUUCACGCGACGCGUCGUCGCGCGGCGUGGUGGCGAAUCGCGUGCUCAUCCCGUGCUUCCUGGCUUUACACGUGGCGUCGGCAGUUUCGAGUGAACCUGAGCUGGUGCUAUCCUCGCUCCCCCUCAUAGCAUUCGCGCAGGUUCUCUGUGCAGCCUCGUUGGGUCACCUCGCUCACCAAUCCUCCCCCCAAUCCUCCUCAUCCUCCUCAUUCCUCCCCCGGCCGCUUCAUCUCUCUCCACUCCCCUCAACCGCUCUGCACCAACUCGCUGCCGCCAUCUCCGUCUCCCUCUCCUCCCUCAACCAACCGGCCGCCGAACCAACCACCGAACCAGCCGCCAAAUCUGCUGCAGCAGCAGGCGGUAGUGACGCUGCUGGCAAUCUCGGCGGUCGGCUCGGCUCGCCAGUGAUGACGCUGCUGUUGCUGGUCGUCAUGACGGCCGUCUGUGAGACAGGGGGAGGCGGCGACGGACUGGCGGGACAACUGGCGCUGCUCGCCGUGGGCGGGUGGGCCCCGGCGCUACUCAUUCUGGCAUGCAACGCUCUGCUGUGGAUCCAAACGCGGCCAGAUGCAAUGGAUUCUAGCCUGCUUUCGAGCCCCUCUGGGCCGUCGCUUUCGAAUCAUUUCUUCACCCCUCCUGUUCUUGGAGUGAGUUCGGUUGCCCUGUUGUUUCUCCCGCUCUCCUUCUCACCCCACCCACAUGCGCAUGCACAACCACACCCCUUUAUUCCCCUUUUCUCACCCUUUCAUCAUUUCCCUUCCCCUUCACCCUCAUUCACCUCCUCUCCAUACGUUCGUAUCCUUUGUCCUGCCGCCCAUCCACCCAUUUCUCUCCCACCCAUGUCUCUCCCUUGUCCUGCUGUCCACUCAUGUGUCUCCUUUCCUCUCCGUCUCCUGAUUGGCGCCACACCUCUCAGCCAACUCUUCCUCUUGCCACGUGUCACCGAUGGAUUGGCCGACACGAGCACUCUGUUAAUCGACAGCGGGUCCCUGCUGGCGUGGCUGCAGGGGCAAGCGGGCGAGAUGGCAGGUUGCAUGCACUGCCUCAUGGAGGCUGCAUCGUUCCUCGGUUCGGCCGCUCUGCCACUCCACCUCAUGGCGCUCGUCUCCUCUCUGGUCCCCCCCUUGGAACCGUCUCAAGCCCAGCAUCAGCAGCAUCAACAGCAGCAGCAGCAGCAGCAGCAGCAGCAAGGCAUCCUCGCACCUGUCAAGGCUACGCGGACCAGAGACGCUGCUGGUACUUCACCGGAGCUGCCCCUGUAA